UUUUUGUUUUUGGACAAUGGUGAGGUCGCCAACGACGACGAGUGAGCGGCGCCGACGAGGUUGAUGGAAACCACGGAUUUAACUCCCGACGAGCUCCGUGACUCCGAGAGGACGGGGGCGGGGCUCGACAUCGAUCUGAAUGAGAGGAUCCCUUCGCCGGAAACCCUACCGGAUUCGGUCGACGUGGUGCGGUACUACCACGACAACCCCUCCCCGCCGCCGGGAGGCCCCGCCGGCGUUCCCGGCGGAGCGGGGCGCGGCUCGGCGUGCGCGUCGUGCGGGAAGCCCGAGGUCCGCGGACACGUGGUGGUCUGCGACGGCUGCGAGCGGGGGUUCCACCUUGCCUGCGCCGGAAUGCGCGGCCGCCAGGCUGUCAAUCUCGACGAGUGGGUCUGCGGCGAGUGUAUGUGCGGCGGCGUCAGGAGCAAGCGGUGGCCGCUUGGUGUUAAGUCCAAGCAGAUUCUGGAUAUUAAUGCUUCGCCGCCGAGCGACGGCGACGGCGAGGCUGACGUGGCGGAGGGAGUGAUGGAGUUGAGAAAGCACACUACCGGUGGUAAUUCUUGUGGUGAAAAGCCCUUUGGUGCUCCAGUGUCUUAUUCAAACUUCUUGUACUCCAGAAAUGGGUUUGGCUUGAACAAAGCUUCAGGAAUUUCGACACAAGCAGUUAAAUACGAAGAUAUAUUGCACCAUACGGAGACUGCUAGUGGAAGAUUUGAUGAAGUGGAAAUGAGUUUUCCAGUCGGAAGGCAUAGGAGAAGUAAUAAUACAGCUAUUAGAGUAUCAUCCCCGAAUUCAAAUGACAUAGUUCUGCAGGCUCUUAGAGAUUUUGUCUCUGAGAGGCAUGGAGUGCUCGAGGAAGGCUGGCGGGUAGAAUUUAAACAGUCAAUAGACAGUAGUGAACCAUAUUUAGUUUAUUGUGCUCCAAAUGGAAAGACAUUUGAUUCGUUAUCAGAAGUUGCGUACCAUCUUGGGUUGACAUCUGGCAAUUCUAUGGGGUCUGAAGUAAGAAAAGAAGGGUCUCUGCCUAUGAUAGAGAAAACUUAUCAACCCAGGAAAAGGAAGUCAAAAGGUUUAUCUGCCAAUGGAGUCACUGAAAUUAAGGAAAGUUUGGAAAUUUCUGCCUGUGGUUUUGUAAAUAAUGGAGAACAUACAGAAGUUGGAUCAAAGGGCUUGGGAUGCAUCGGGCCACAACACAAUAGUGAGGGACUUCCAGUCCAAUUUGAAGAUUUCUUUGUUCUUUCAUUAGGAGAAGUUGAUAAAAGGCCCUCUUAUCACGACUCUAAUUUGAUCUGGCCCAUAGGAUAUAGAUCGUGUUGGCAUGAUAGGAUUACUGGUUCCUUAUUUAUAUGUGAAGUUUUAGACGGUGGUGAUUCUGGUCCAGUUUUUAUGAUCAGAAGAUGUUCGUGCUCGGCCUUGCUGAUUCCCAGUGGUUCAACUAUUUUAUCUAGGCAAGCACUUGGUGAUUUUUGCACUCAAAGUGAUCAAGACAGUCAUGACACUUACGGAAAUGAUGCAAGUAUACAUAUGAUACUGUCAGAUCCUUCGCCUAUGGAAAAUGAUGUUUUUUCCUGCCUGACUGGUUGUUCAGAUGACGCGAGUGAUGUUCAGACAACAUUUCAAUUGCAAUUUGAUACUCAUUCUGUUUGUGAACAGUCUGAAUCUUGCUUGUCUAUUGAUUCGGCUGCCAGGGAUGACAUUGGUGAGAUAUUAGUAGAAGAUCAUUCAUCAUCUUCGGCUUGGGAAAGUAUGUCGCGGAAGAUCGUUAAUGCUUGUUCCGAAUUAUAUAAACAGAGAGGUGCUAUUAAGUUUUGCUGUAAGCAUCAAAAUGCUAGUGAAUUCCAUAACAGGGUUGUAACAAAUGACAGUAGCCAGGUGAACCAUACUUUGUUGGACAGGUUUUGUAGCUUACCCGGAUCUGACAGUGUACCAUCCAUCAGUCAGUCAGGUGAUGAAUCAGGUGCUUGUGAUGACAUAUCAAAAUGGCUUGACCAUGAUAGAUUUGGACUAGAUGUUGAUUUUGUGCAAGAACUUUUGGAGCAGCUUCCCGGUGCCCAGUACUGUUCUCAAUACCAAUUUCUUAGAGAUAGAAGUAACAGUUCAACAUUGCUAACUGUUGGAAAUGGGGUUCUAGUGGUCAAAAUGGGGGCUGGGUUGCAUGGAAAGGAAGAGGAAGUUCUAGAUGUUUUAUAUAGGAGGCCCAAAAAAGCUAAGUUGGCUGGGGUUCAAAUUAAGAAUGACCGUCCACCUCCUCUUGGGAAGCCAUUGUGCUUGAGGAUCCCUCCUGCACUUGUUGGUGACUUAUAUCAGGUUUGGGAAAUACUAUGGCGCUUCCAUGGUAUUUUGGGUCUAAAGGAGGCUUUUUCAUUAAGUGAACUUGAAGAUGAACUCAUAAGCCCUUGGUUUGCGAGCUCAGAUCUACCAGAGAAGUAUGAGAGUGAAAUUCAGGGCACCAAAGCUUUGAAAGCACAUAAAGUUGAUUGUAGAAAUGAUCUAGUUCUAUCUUCAAGCUCGAAGUCCGCUUCACCAGUUUCUAAGGAAAAUCCUCAUGCGUUCAUUCAUAUGGAAACUGGAGCAACGAAGGAGGCAGCUCAAGCUAAAAUCGCUUCUGUAACCUACAAUAGGUGUUCCGGCAUAGCUUUGACAAAGGCUCAUGCCUCACUGCUAAGAGUGCUCAUAGGCGAUUUGCAGUACAAGGUAGCUGCACUGGUUGAUCCGAAUUUUGAGUCUGGAGAGUUCAAGUCAAAGCGGGGAAGAAAGAAAGAUAUUGAUUGUUCUAUCCCUGUGAAAAGAUCUAAGCUACUCCCAAUUAAUGAACUGACUUGGCCGGAGUUGGCCCGAAGAUACCUGUUGGCUGUAAUAGCCAUGGACGGAAACCUUGACUCUGCUGAAAUUACUGGACGUGAAAGCGGUAAAGUAUUUCGCUGCUUACAAGGUGAUGGUGGCGUCCUUUGUGGCUCUUUAACUGGAGUAGCGGGGAUGGAAGCAGAUGCACUUUUUCUUGCAGACGCCACAAAGAAAAUAUUUGCUUCACUUAAUGGGGAAACUCAUGUAUUCACCAUUGAAGAAGAAGAGUCUGAUGGAACGGUGUCUGUUGAAACAAAUUUGGGAAAUGAUGGUAAUAUUCCAGUGUGGGCGCAGAUGCUGGAACCUGUUAGAAAGCUGCCAACAAAUGUGGGAACAAGAAUCAGAAAAUGUGUGUAUGAAGCAUUGGAAAAGGAUCCACCUGAAUGGGCAAAGAAAAUACUGGAACAUUCGAUCAGUAAGGAAGUUUACAAGGGCAAUGCUUCAGGACCUACAAAGAAAGCGGUUAUUUCACUCCUAGCAGAUGUAUUGGCAGAAGCCUUAAAACAGAAGUCUGAGAAGGGAAAAAAACGGAAGAUUAAUGUCUCCAUUUCUGAUGUUAUUAUGAAAAAAUGUCGCAUUGUAUUUCGUCGCGCGGCUGCUGCAGAUGACACAAGGGUCUUCUGCAAUUUGCUGGGAAGAAAGCUGAUGAAUCCAAGUGAUAAUGAUGAUGAGGGACUCCUUGGGUCUCCAGCCAUGGUGUCUCGACCUUUGGACUUCAGGACUAUUGACUUGAGAUUGGCAGCUGGAUCCUAUGGCGGAUCACAUGAAGCUUUCUCUGAGGAUGUUAGGCAGUUAUGGAGUAAUCUACGUAUUGCUUAUGGUGAUCAGCCUGACUUGGUCGAGUUGGUUGAGACGUUAUCUCAAAGUUUUGAAACAUUAUAUGAGGAGGUUGUUUCUCUUGACCAUAAAUUUUCGGAGUAUGCAAAGUUGGAAACCAUAACUGCUGAAAGUAAAAAGGAGAUUGAUGAUUUAGUUGCUUCGACGAGUGAUCUCCCCAAAGCCCCUUGGGAUGAGGGAGUCUGCAAAGUAUGUGGCAUUGAUAAAGAUGACGACAGCGUACUGUUGUGUGAUACUUGUGAUGCUGAGUAUCAUACUUACUGUUUGAUUCCUCCUCUUGCAAGGAUCCCAAAGGGAAAUUGGUAUUGUCCAUCUUGUGUUGUUGGCAAAAACAUGGUUCAAGAUGUGUUGGGACAUCCUCAUGUCAUUAGUCGACGCCGUGGUAAACAUUUUCAGGGAGAAGUUACACGCGUCUACUUGGAGUCUCUUACACAUUUAGCAGUGAAAAUGGAAGACAUCGAGUAUUGGGAAUUUCACGUGGAUGAGAGAACCUUCCUGCUGAAGUUCUUAUGUGAUGAGUUGCUUAAUCUAGGUGUUACUCAUCAACACAUUGAUCAUUGUUCUGAGACAUCGAUCGAGUUGCAGCAGAAGCUGCGUUCCUUAUCUGUAGAGUGGAAGAACCUCAAGUCUAGAGAAGAGUUCUUGGUUGCAAGAGCUGCAAAGGUUGAUGUCAGCCUUGGGAAGGAUUGCAUAAAGGAAGGGAGUUCUGCUUCAGUUGAAAACCAAGAAAAAUGUUUUGGCCACACACAUGCAUUUAGUGGCAGGUCCAACUCUAAUAUAGUCUUGGAUGGUAUGCCAGCAUCAGAGAGUGCCCUAGGGUUUGAUAAACUCCCAUCUGUCAGUAAUGCAGAAUACAAUAGUCAAAAUUCGGUGAUUGCUGAAAUUAGGCAAAAAGAUGGCUAUCCUGCUGUCCAAGACGCUAAUGGAGAAGCAAAUUCCAUUCAGCAUAUGCAUUCUGAGAAAAAUGAUAGAUCCUUGGGGAAUACGGAGUUGACUUUAUCAGAUUCUUUAUCACAUGAAGCCAAUGGCUCUAUUAGAGAAAUUGGUUGCCUUGAUCUACAACAGGAGGAUGUGGAGAGAGUUGUCUCUUCUUUUCAGCCUUCAGAUCAGGAAGGACUUUGUAUGCCUCCACAUAUGUCUGCUAUAAAUGACUCGCACUCUGACAACCUUGAGUUGAACUCUGUAAGAAACGACUUGUCACUUUUGCUAGAAUCAAUUGCUGCUGUAGAAUCUGACCUUUCCAAGGUUUCUGUGCGAAGGGAGUUUCUGGGAAUUGAUUCUUUGGGUGGCUUAUACUGGGCUUCAGCUAUGCCAGGUGAACACUCUCGAAUUAUUGUCGAUAGAAGUGUGUCAAUGCAGCAGGGGGUGAAGAUGGCAGAACACAGAGACCCUGUAUGGAGGAAUUCCAUCUCUCAAAACUUUGCUGCAACUAGCAUGAAAAGUGACCUGCCCUUAGAGGGAUCUAAAGCUCACUGUCCCUUUUCAUUUGAACCAAACAACGCUGUUGCAUUAACUUCACCUUGGGUUUCGUAUCAAACUGAUGCUGAGAUUGAUGAUUUGAUAGGUUGGUUAAAGCCCCAUGACCCGAAGGAAAAAGAGCUGAGAGAGUCGUUGUUGCAUUGGCAGAAGUCUAGGUUCGUGAAGUAUCAGCAAACUGGAAGUCGAGUUCUGGAUGAUCUCCCAAAGGCUUUGUCAGUGGCUAAUGGUGAAAAAGCUGCAAUGUCUAACCAUCUUGUUACUAGGGCAGCCAUGUUUUUGGAGAAGAUAUAUGGUCAAAGCUUUGAGUUAGAAAAUGUUGAUACCAUAGAAAAGCAGGAGAAGCGAGCUAGGCUAACUAAUGAUGAGAAAAUGCACAGGUGUGAUUGUUUGGAACCAAUUUGGCCAUGUAGACAUCAUUGCUUCUCUUGUCACAAAACCUAUAUGACUGACCUUGAACUUGAGGGGCACAAUGGUGGUCGGUGCACCUCAGGUACUGCAGCUUCUGAGAAGGGCAAGGAAAUAAGUGGUCCUCCUAUAGUUAAGGGAAGUCUGAAUCAUGUGAUAAAUAGAGAAGAUGGCAGAGGUGAGCUGACAAAUGGUGAGACUUCCAGAUCCGUAGGUUCGGAGCUUGAUGCAAAUUUGAUUAGAUUUCAGAACGACGGAUUAGUGUGUCCAUAUGAUUUGGAGGAGAUCUGUUCCAAGUUUGUGACAGAUGAUUCUAAUAGGGAGUUGAUACAGGAGAUUGGUCUUAUAGGUUCAAAAGGAAUUCCAUCUUUUGUUCCAUCCAUAUCUCCAUACCUCAGUGAUUCUGCAGUUGCACUGAUUACUCAGAGAGAUGUAUGUGAACUUGCUAAUGGAGAAAAGGCUGCUGAAGCACCGAGUUCAGAAGGAAACACUGGUGCUGGCACUGCAGGAUUUAACGGUCAUUCUGGCUUAGGUGAUGGGGCAGAAGUUCCAAAGGCCAGUUUUAAACGUCCGGGACAAAAAAAUAUGAGACCUUCGGGUACUCUUUCAAGUGUUGGGGUUGGCCACUACUGUGUCGUUCCCCAGACCUCUUUGCGGCCUAUAGUUGGCAAAGUUUCCAAGAUUUCCAGAAAACUAAAGAUCAAUCUUCUUGACAUGGAGGCUGCACUACCCGAAGAGGCUGUAAGACCAUCAAAGGCACAGUUGGAAAGGAGAUGGGCGUGGCGUGCAUUUGUCAAGUCCGCAUCGACAAUAUUUGAGAUGGUUCAAGCAACAAUUGUGCUGGAGGACAUGAUAAAGACCGAGUACCUAAGGAAUGAAUGGUGGUAUUGGUCAUCAUACUCAGCUGCAGCCCGAACUUCUACGAUGUCAUCCCUUUCCUUGCGUAUUUACUCCCUCGAUGCUGCUAUUUUGUAUGAGAAAUUGCUUCCAAAUUCAGAUAAUACUGAUGACUUGGAGCCCAACAGCAUACUUGACCAGAAUGUGGUGCCUGUUGUGGAUUCAACCGAAAAGUUAAGGAUAAGUAAGAAAGUCAACAAGAAGAGGAAAGAACCAGAGGGUUGAUUGUGGGAUAUAUGUUUCUAGCUUUGUGGUUUUGUGUGGUUAGCAACCUGGAUGGGUUGUUCCCAGUGGCCUUGAAGCGGCGUGCAGAUUAGGUAACAGUGCAUUCUGAUCGCUGAACCACAUGAGGAUGUGUUGGAUUAGACCAGACCAUGACAACUAUUUCGGAAGAAUGAAUGUGGUCACUGCUACUGCUGCAGCUGCCGAACCAUUUAUCUGUACAUAGAGGUAAAGCUGACAUGCUAACUGGAUGCGGAUGAUGAGAAGCAGUAUUUAUGUGAUAUCUGCUUCAGUGCGUUCAGGGACCGGGAUAAACUUGAUAUAUGCAGAUGGCCCAAUUUUGGAAUGGUUUCUGCUGAGCCUGAAAGUGUUGCUUGGAAAGGAAGAAGCCGGAGAACGCAUCAAACAUUCAAAUGACAGAAAAAAAAAAGUAAAAGAGAGAUCAUAUAAAGUUAUAGAGGGAACUAAUUUAACAAGGGAAAACAGAUGAGACAUUGGCAAAUUGUCGAAGCUGAGCAGGUUUAGUCAAUAUUUCAUUCUUUGGAUGGCUUCCUUAUGUGUCAGAUAUGUAUGUGUUUUGAGGGUUUUCUGCUGUUCAACCACCCCCACCGUAAGUCUUACCCUUUACUAGUUAGGUUGGUUAUUGCCAUUGGUGAGGUCAUUCAUGUGUAGGUUUAUAUUAGUUCAUCUUUCUGGAGGCUUUCUGGGACCAAUGUUGUUUUUCUCUUCUUUUUUGUCUCUUCUCUGUAGUACAGUAUCUCAGGGUCUGCCUUCCAUUUUGUAGUAAAGUAGCAGGUAUUAGAUGCAUUACAAGUCCAUUAGCUUGAUGUGCAAUCUUCAUAUGAAGAAUUGUAUCAUAGUUUAGAUUCGUUCGGCUUGUUACCUCAUCAUUGGCAAUGUGUCUGUGGAUAUGUAACCUUUUGUAUUUUGUGUUUUUUACUCGUGAAAUAGCAGUAGAUUUUUAGUUUA
Molecule: messenger RNA, 7653 nt
Organism: Argentina anserina (silverweed cinquefoil)
Lineage: Eukaryota; Viridiplantae; Streptophyta; Magnoliopsida; Rosales; Rosaceae
Product: methyl-CpG-binding domain-containing protein 9
Exons: 10
Coding region: 64-6687 (2207 amino acids)
Cellular component (GO): nucleus
Molecular function (GO): DNA binding; protein binding
Source: RefSeq, a predicted model, not a curated record